AUGGAUUGGUGUGGCUGCGACACAAUUUGCCGACCGGAUGGUUGCCCAAAUGCACUGGGUAGCAUAUUUUGUGCUCGGAAUAACUGCCUCAACGGAUCUGACUGUGGCAAUCGACUGAGAACUGUGAGUGGCCUGCACCUAGCGCGUGGAAAUAUUGGAUACUCUGUUUUCACGUCUGAGGAUAUUGAAAGUGGAAGUAUUGUUGCUGAGUACGCUGGUGUGUUGACAACACACGACUAUCGUAAGGACAAGAAAAGAACCAGCAACUACACCAUCGGUUUGGCCGCGCGGUCGUCGCGCAAGGAGAACUUGUGGAUCGAGGCGAAAUUCAAGGGAAACAUUACGCGGUUCAUGAAUCAUUCCUGUGCGGCAAAUUGCCUGUGGUGCGGAUGGAUGCUGUGGUGA
Messenger RNA from Phytophthora infestans T30-4, 405 nucleotides. RefSeq lists its product as uncharacterized. Gene Ontology annotation, biological process: regulation of DNA-templated transcription. The transcript is spliced from 2 exons. The record is from RefSeq and is a predicted model, not a curated record. Gene Ontology annotation, molecular function: protein binding; histone H3K36 methyltransferase activity. Bases 1 to 405 code for a protein of 134 amino acids. NCBI's taxonomy places the organism in Eukaryota, Oomycota, Peronosporomycetes, Peronosporales, Peronosporaceae. Gene Ontology annotation, cellular component: nucleus; chromatin.